Molecule: messenger RNA, 1461 nt
Organism: Gadus morhua (Atlantic cod)
Lineage: Eukaryota; Metazoa; Chordata; Actinopteri; Gadiformes; Gadidae
Product: coxsackievirus and adenovirus receptor homolog
Exons: 8
Coding region: 28-1113 (361 amino acids)
Source: RefSeq, a predicted model, not a curated record
UAUGAAGCGGAAAGACUACCGACUACAAUGAAAGUCGGUCAUACGCGCCCAAUGGCUAGACUUCCAUCGAGUUACAGUGGAAUAUAUCUGUUCCGCGUGAUAUACACAGCCUUUCUUAGCACAGGUUUAUGCAGGGCUCUGUCGCUGACCUCCGAGGGCCCCCAGACCAUAAGGAGGGCCGUGGGCGACCGCGUGACUCUAGGAUGUACCUACGAAUGGGGCGCCUCCGACCGCGGAGACCUGGACAUAGAGUGGUCCCUGGUCAGCCCCGAUACCACCAUGAAAGACCAAAUGCUGCUGUCCUACAGCAAUGGAAAGAAAUACAUCCAUACAUCCACAGAAGGCAUCGACUUCACCGCGACCGACCCCUCUAAGGGGGAAGCUUCACUCUCCAUCGCGGUGCUCUCCCCCCCGCACAGCUCCACCUACCAGUGUAAAGUCAAGAAGUCACCUGGGGUGGACAUGCGCAAGGUGACACUGGUCGUCAUGGAAAAGCCCUCCGUGCCAAAGUGUUGGAAAGAGGUAACCAAUUCUCUGGCAGAGUCGCUCUCAUUGCAAUGCAAGUCCUCGAAGGGAUCCGCGCCAUUAAAAUACACGUGGACGAGAGGGCGGGGAAGCCCGUUCCCGCAAACACUGACACAGAACGGUUUGACCGGACAGCUGUUGAUCCGAAACUAUUCGCUGAGCCUGGCGGGGCUCUACCGCUGCACGGCCUCCAACGACGUGGGGGAGGAGCAGUGCACCAUCCAGCUGGCGGACGAAAAACCGCCGAGCCGAGCUGGGGUGAUUGUGGGCUCUGUGGUGGGCUCCAUCCUGCUCAUCACCCUGCUUCUACUCCUCCUCUGGCUCCUGCUGUGUAAGCUCAGCGACCGACGCCGCAACCAAAAGGAGUUCUCCAAUGAAAUAAGGGAGGAUGCUCCCGCCCCAGAGAGCCGACCUACCAGUCGUUUCACCAACAGAAGCACCAGCCAGUACCGGGGGGGCAGUUACAGCCAUGUAUCCAGGCCAGAGCCUUACUUUAUUGGGGACAGCGAGUUCACUUCCCCCCAAUCCACCACCAGCCCUGGAAGCACAACUUUCAGCUAUUCCGCCAAGUACGGAGAUGUGGUAUGAUUAGGGCACUUAUGCUGCCCUGGUUCCCAAAGAUGAACUGUGUAUUUACACGUGUAUUACUAAUUUAAAGUUUUUAAAUUAGUUUUUAAGUUUUAUUAAAAAUAAUGGAGCAAGCAUUCAUUAGAAAUAAAACAUGCUUUUUUUCUACAUGUUUCAACACUGUGAAAUCCCAUAUGCAUAUGAAAUAUAUAAAAAUAGUUGUUUUCGUUAUUAUACAUAUUAGUGAACUAAUUAAAUUACACACUUAAUAAUUAUCUUUGGAUCACCUGACAGCCUUUUUGAGCCAACGCUACACAGAAAGUGCCUAGUUAUGUGUGUGUAUUAAAUAUGAAUAUUCAUAAUUGAAAA